Molecule: messenger RNA, 3609 nt
Organism: Helianthus annuus (common sunflower)
Lineage: Eukaryota; Viridiplantae; Streptophyta; Magnoliopsida; Asterales; Asteraceae
Product: phytosulfokine receptor 1
Exons: 1
Coding region: 490-3507 (1005 amino acids)
Biological process (GO): protein phosphorylation
Molecular function (GO): protein kinase activity; protein binding; ATP binding
Source: RefSeq, a predicted model, not a curated record
GCCACCAACGGCUUCCCAAUUUUUCUCUCUCAUCAAAACCUUUGACUAUUUUCUCUCUCUAGAAACUAAACUAAACAAAACAAAAACCCUAAAAACUAGAAUAUCAAAAACCCACCUCCUUUAUGGACCAAACAAGUUUCCUGUGUUCCUCAUUAUCUUUUUCCUCAUGAUCUUCAUCUUUGCCACAACAAUCUUCUCAUCAAUCAUCUUUUUUUCUCAAUUUUUAUCCAAGAUUCAACCGACCCACAUUAGUAAACCUUGAUUUCCACACGGGUCUGUGAAAAAGUUUGCAUCUUGUUGUGAAUUUAUGCUUCAAUUUUCAGUCAAGAUUCAAUUGACUCACAUAAGAAAAUCUUGAAUUCCACACGGGUUUGUGAGAAAGUUCACAUCUUGUUGUGAAUUUCUCAAUCGACCCACAUUAGAAAACCUUGAAAUCCACACGGGUUGUGAAAGAGUUCACAUCUUGUUGUGAAUUCUUGCUUCAAUUUCAUGUUUUCUGUGAUGGUUUAUGUAGAAAAGAUAUGGGUAUCUCUGUUUUUUAUUGGGUGUUUGCAGGUUCUUGUGAAUUCACAAAACCUGACAUGUAAUCCCAGUGAUUUCAGUGGGUUAAAAGGGUUUAUGCAAGAAUUGGAAUCCCCAAUUGAUGGAUGGUUUGUUUCAAAGUCAAGUUGCUGUAAUUGGGUGGGAAUUGUUUGUGAUUCUGUUUCCGGCAGGAUUGUUAAUCUUGAACUUCCGAAUAAGCGAUUAUCCGGAGGGUUUUCUGAUCAGAUUUCCAGUUUAGAUCAGCUUAGAACACUCAAUCUUUCUCAUAAUUUCCUCAAGGGUAUGAUUCCAGUUUCACUUUUUAGUCUAACCAAUUUGGAAACUCUUGAUUUGAGUAGCAAUGUGUUUAGUGGUGGUUUUCCUGUUAGUAUUAACCUGCCUGCACUUAAAGUUCUAGACUUUUCUGUUAAUAGUUUUCUUGAUUCCAUUCCUGCUGGUAUUUGUGUUAAUUCAACCGGAAUUCGUGUGCUUAAACUCGCUGCUGGUUCGUUAAUCGGAAGUAUUCCAAUCGAACUCCGGAAUUGUGCAUUCCUGGAACAUAUAUGUGUAGCUUCCAAUUCUCUUUCGGGUGCAAUUCCAGAGUUUUUAUUCCAUUUACCAAGAUUAAUGGAAUUGGAUCUUCAGGAUAACCUUUUCACUUCCAUUGCCGGAAUUGGUAAUUCCUCUAGCCCGAUUACGCGUUUGGAUAUCUCAUCAAACCGGCUUUCGGGUGAUUUACCGGAUUUUUUUCAUAAGUUUCCGAGGCUGACUCAUUUCUCGGCCCAUUCGAAUAGUUUCUCAGGCCGGAUUCCGUCAUCAUUGUCUAAUUCACCUGCCAUUAAUUCGAUCAAUCUGAGAAAUAAUUCGUUUAUUGGUCCGAUCGAAUUCAAUUGUUCGUUGAUGGCGAAUCUUACUGCACUUGAUCUCGGCACCAAUCACUUUUCGGGUUUCAUUCCCGACGAUCUUUCUUCUUGCCACAAGUUAAAAGCUAUAAAUCUCGCUAGAAACAAAUUCAACGGCGAAAUCCCUCAAAGUUUUAGCAAUUUUCAGUCGUUAACGUAUCUUUCGCUCUCGAAUUGCAGCCUCAGUAACCUUAACACCACCCUUAAGAUCCUGCAACACUGCCCGAAUUUAACCGUUUUGGUUCUCACCCUUAACUUUCGUGGCGAACGUCUCCCGGAUGAUGAUUCUCUUCAUUUCAAAGCGCUCAAAGCUCUCGUGAUCCCGAAUUGCGAACUCACGGGCGUAAUUCCUCAAUGGAUACGCGGUUUAACGCGAUUACAGCUUUUGGAUCUAUCCUGGAAUCAGUUAACCGGAACAAUUCCAUCUUAUUUGGGCGAUUUCGAGUCUCUGUUUUACUUGGAUCUAUCGAAUAAUUCAUUAUCUGGAGAAAUCCCGAAGAGUCUCACUCGGUUACCGAGUUUGUGUAACCUAAACGUCACUUUGGAAGAAGGUUCACCGGAUUUCCCGUUUUUUAAGCGACCAAACACGAGUACUCGCGGGUUACCGCUGCAAUACCGACAGAUUAUGAGCUUCCCGCCGUUAAUUGAUCUGAAAUACAACUCUCUCAAUGGGUCAAUUUGGCCCGAAUUUGGGAACUUGAAAAGGUUACAUGUUUUGAAUCUGAAACACAACGAUUUAUCGGGUGGAAUCCCGAGUGAGCUGUCGGGAAUGACGAGUAUAGAGACGCUUGAUCUGUCGUAUAAUAAUCUGUCGGGACGGAUUCCUCCUUCGCUGGUGAAUUUGAACUUUUUAUCGGAGUUUAGUGUCGCGUAUAAUCGCUUGAGUGGGAUAGUCCCGAGUGGGCGUCAGUUUGGUACUUUUAGCAACUCAAGCUUUGAAGGAAACAAAGAUUUAUGUGGGUCUACUUGUGAAGAUAGUCUCGCUACUCGAUCUACAACGAGGCGAUCGAAGAAAAGUAACGGACCGAUUGUCGGUAUGGCUGUCGGGAUUGGGUUCGGAACGCUUUUUAUUCUAGCACUCAUGUUCUUGAUCGUACUUCGUGCAACCCGUAAACAAGAAAUCGGUCCCGAGAAAGAUGAUGGUUACUGUAGCAGCAAAGAAGAACCUGAAUCGAAACUGGUAGUGUUUUUCCAAACGAAAGACGAGCUUUCGAUUAAUGAUCUUUUGAAAUCAACCAACAGUUUCGAUCAAGCGAACAUAAUCGGUUGCGGUGGGUUCGGGCUUGUUUUCAAAGCGACACUUCCCGGUGGUCAAAAAGUAGCGAUAAAACGGCUCACGGGUGAUGCGGGCCAAGUGGACCGUGAGUUCCAAGCCGAAGUUGAAACCCUAUCGAGAGCCCAACAUCCGAAUCUGGUCCUUCUUCAAGGCUACUGUCAACACAAAAACGACCGGUUUUUAAUCUACUCGUUUAUGGAAAACGGUAGUCUCGAUUACUGGUUACACGAAAAGCCCGAUGGCCCGUUAAAACUCAACUGGGCCACACGGUUACGAAUCGGGCAGGGUGCGAUUAAAGGUCUUGCGUAUCUUCACGAAUCCUGUGACCCGCAUAUCGUUCAUCGCGAUAUAAAGUCGAGUAACAUUCUUCUAGACGAGAAUUUCGAAGCUCAUUUAGCCGAUUUCGGGCUUGCGAGAUUAUUACUCCCUCAUGAUACUCAUGUAACUACUGAUUUAGUCGGGACAUUAGGGUACAUUCCUCCCGAAUACGGGCAAGCAUCGCUUGCAUCGUAUAAGGGUGAUGUUUAUAGUUUCGGGGUUGUUUUACUGGAGCUUUUAACGGGCAAGAGACCGAUGGAUAUGUGUAAACCGAAGGGUAGUCGGGAUUUGAUCUCGUGGGUGAUGCAAAUGAAGCAGGAAAACCGGGCGGAUGAGGUUUUCGACCCGUUGAUUUUCGAUAAAGAUAAUAGUAAGGAGAUGUUGUGGGUUCUUGAGAUUGCUUGUGUUUGCUUAAAUGAGUCUCCAAAGCUACGACCAUCGAGUAAAGAGUUGCUUGAUUGGUUGCAUCAUGGUAACAUUCAUACUUAGGUUAGUUUGUUUGUUUGGUUUAUGUAAUUUGUUUUUUUUUUCCUCUCAGUGAUGUAUAUAUUAACGUUGCAAUUGAUAAUAAUACAUUCAAAGAUUGUUUCA